Cordyceps militaris CM01 is the source of this 1467-nucleotide messenger RNA. Its product is annotated as benzoate 4-monooxygenase cytochrome P450. Lineage: Eukaryota; Fungi; Ascomycota; Sordariomycetes; Hypocreales; Cordycipitaceae. The record is from RefSeq and is a predicted model, not a curated record. The transcript is spliced from 3 exons. Gene Ontology annotation, molecular function: monooxygenase activity; oxidoreductase activity, acting on paired donors, with incorporation or reduction of molecular oxygen; iron ion binding. Bases 1 to 1467 code for a protein of 488 amino acids.
AUGGCCUGGCUCGCGGCCUCGCUGGCCGCUCUCGCGCUCGCUUUCCUCACCUCGCAGCUCUACGCCUUCCGCCGUCUUCAGCACAUCCCCGGCCCCGCGCUGGCGUCCUGGACCAGCCUCUGGCUCGUCUACGCGCAGCUCACGGGCCGCAUCCACCUGAUCCUGCAUCGUCUCGUCUCCCAGCACGGUCCCGUCGCCCGCAUCGCCCCCGACUGGGUCGUCGUCGGCGACGCCGCCGAGAUUCGCCGCAUAUGGGGCGCCCGCUCCCGCUGGACCCGCGCCUGGUGGUACCGCGGCAUGCGCAUCGACCCGUACCGCGACAGCUCCUUUUCCACGCGCGACGACGCGCUGCACGCCGCCAUCCGCGCCAAGCUCCUCCCGGGGUACAGCGGCCGCGAGGUGGACAACCUGCAGGCGCUGGUGCAGGCGCAGGUCCAGGGCCUGGUCCGGCUGCUGGACAGACACGUCGCGGCCGGCGCCGGCAUCGUCGACAUGGCGCAAAAGGUCCAGUACUUUGCGCUCGACACCAUCUCCUCGCUCGCGUUUGACGACCCGUUUGGCUUCAUGGAGCACGACGAGGACAGGUUUCGCUACAUCGAGACGACCGGGAACACAGUCUACAUCCUCGUCGCCACCGCGCUGAUCCCCGGCAUCAUCAGCCUGAUCCAGUCGCCGUAUCUGCAGUGGAUCGCGCCCAAGAUUAAAGACAUGGCGGGCAUCGGCGACGUUAUCAAAACCGCCGAACGUGUCGUCGCCGAGCGCUACGGCGCCAGUCCGCUCGUCAAGCGCGACAUGCUCGGCUCCUUUGUCCGGCACGGCUUCUCCCAAAAGGACGCCGAGACGGAAGCGCUCAUCCAAAUCAUCGCGGGCUCCGAAACGACCGCGACCGCCAUCCAGGCCACGCUCUUGCACAUAAUCACCGCGCGCCACGUCUACGCCCGUCUCCAAGCCGAAAUCGAUGCCGCCGCCGAGCACGGCCGCCUGUCCGCGCCCGCCACCAACGCCGAGGCGCAGUCGCUCCCCUACCUGCAGGCUGUCCUGCUCGAGGGCCUGCGCGUGUUCCCGCCGGCGGCGGCCCUGUACCCCAAAGUGUGCGACACGGACGAGGUAGUCUGCGGCGUGUCCGUCCCGGCGGGCACCAACGUGGCCUGGUCGCCGUGGAGUAUCAUGCGCGACAAGGACGUGUUCGGGGCCGACGCGGACCUCUUUCGGCCGGAGCGCUGGCUGGAAGGUGACAGGCCCAGGGCCAUGGAGCAGACAGUCAUGAUGGCGUUUGCGGCGGGCAGUCGGUGGGAGUGUCUGGGAAAGAAUAUCGCCCAGCUGGAGCUGAACCUGGUCUUUGUCGAGCUAUUCCGACAUUUUGAAUUUGCGCUGGUGAAUCCUGCAGUUCCGUGGAAAUCUUUUAAUGCCGGCAUGUUUUCUCAGAGUGAUAUGAACAUUGCCGUCACUCGGCGAAGCGCUUUGUAG